UUUUUUUCUCCAGUGUUACAGGGUUGGCUGUACCCCUACAAGUCCAGCAGCCGCCUGGGCCCCCCUUUUUAUCUCUCACUUGCUGGUAUGGCUUGAGCAGUGCUGCUGGCAGAUAGGAGAGAGGGAAAGAGUGGAAGGAGAGAGGCAGUAGACGAGAAAGCUUCAUAAAGAGGGAGAGUGGAAGAGAUUGGAGAAACCCUAAGGAAAAGGCAAGUGAGGGGGGCAUGGGAGUCCAUGUGUAAGGACUGGCACAGAGACAAUUGGGGUGCCUUGAGUAUGAGAAGAAAGGGGGCUGGGAUAAAGAGCACGAGAUAGGGGGUGACAGAAGGUGUGGGAAGACCACCAGACCACUGAAUAGCUGAGUAGCAGGCUGAGGCAGGAGCCAGGGAUAGGGAAUAAGAAGAAGAAACACAGUCUGAGGUGUUAAGGAAUAAAGGUGGCAAAAGGUCUCAAUUUCACCCGGCGAGUGUGUGAUCUUCCCCUGGCACCUGCUCUCUACAUGUGAUACUAUCCUGCCAGCCACAGGAUCGGCCACAGGAACAACCUGCUUGGUAAAGAUGGAAGAUUAUUUGCGUCUCCUGUACCUGAAUCUGUCUGGGCGGCUGGGCCCCGGCUGGGAGGGAGAGGACCCUUGCGCAGACUCUGUGGGCAAUGUGACAUUUCUCGUGGUGGCCUACAGUGCACUAAUAGCAGUGGGACUCAUUGGAAACUCUUCCCUUGUCUUUGUCAUUGCUCAUCAGAGAGAAAUGCGCAACGUUACAAACAUUUUCAUUGCAAACCUUUCCUGCUCCGACAUCCUCAUGGCCUUGGUGUGUUUGCCAGUGACUGUGAUCUACACUCUUAUGAAUCGAUGGAUCCUGGGGGAGGCACUCUGCAAGGUGACAAACUUUGUUCAGUGCAUCUCGGUCACAGUCUCAGUGCUGUCCCUAGUGCUCAUUGCUUUGGAAAGGCACCAGCUAAUCAUUCAUCCAACAGGUUGGAAGCCUCUACCCUGGCAUGCCUAUCUUGCGGUGGCAGUAACCUGGGCUGUGUCCUGCUUUAUCUCCUUGCCUUUUCUCUCCUUCACCAUUCUUACCAGGCACCCAUUCCAGAAUCUUUCUCUUCCCUUUGACCCUUUCAUUGAUCAUUUUGUGUGCACAGACAGCUGGCCCUCUGAGAACCACCGCCUAGCCUACACCACUUGCCUCUUGCUCUUCCAGUACUGCCUCCCUCUGCUUCUCAUCCUACUUUGCUACCUGCGUAUUUUCCUUAGACUACGUAAGAGGAGAGACGUGGUAGAGAGGGCAGGAGGUGGAGAUGCAGGAGGACGCAAGGGAGGCCACCGUAGGGUCAAUGUCAUGCUGCUUUCCAUUGUUGUAGCCUUUGGCCUUUGCUGGCUGCCACUAACUGUUUUCAAUGCUCUCUUCGACUGGGACCAUGAGCAAAUUUCAGCCUGUUACCACAACCUCAUCUUUUCCCUAUGUCACUUGGCGGCAAUGGCAUCUACUUGCGUCAACCCUGUCAUGUAUGGCUUCCUCAACAGCAACUUCCAGAAGGAAGUGAAGACAAUGUUAUUGCGUUGCCGCUGUGCUGGGGGUAGGGACCAAUAUGAGAGUUUCCCACUCUCCACCGUCAGCACUGAGGUGUCCAAAGCAUCCCUGCAGAGUGUCAUCACCAAUGGAAACAAUGUAUGAGCCAAUUGGA
Molecule: messenger RNA, 1683 nt
Organism: Xenopus laevis (African clawed frog)
Lineage: Eukaryota; Metazoa; Chordata; Amphibia; Anura; Pipidae
Gene: npy4r.S
Product: neuropeptide Y receptor Y4 S homeolog
Exons: 2
Coding region: 558-1673 (371 amino acids)
Biological process (GO): signal transduction; G protein-coupled receptor signaling pathway
Cellular component (GO): membrane; neuron projection; plasma membrane
Molecular function (GO): G protein-coupled receptor activity; neuropeptide Y receptor activity; neuropeptide binding
Source: RefSeq, a predicted model, not a curated record